Molecule: messenger RNA, 1728 nt
Organism: Fulvia fulva
Lineage: Eukaryota; Fungi; Ascomycota; Dothideomycetes; Mycosphaerellales; Mycosphaerellaceae
Product: Asparagine--tRNA ligase, cytoplasmic
Exons: 1
Coding region: 1-1728 (575 amino acids)
Biological process (GO): asparaginyl-tRNA aminoacylation
Cellular component (GO): cytoplasm
Molecular function (GO): ATP binding; asparagine-tRNA ligase activity; nucleic acid binding
Source: RefSeq, a predicted model, not a curated record
AUGGCGGACGCAGACAGGAAGACCAUCUACAUUGACGAGGAAGUGGGACAAGACACAGCAGAAGUAGACGGCUCACAGGCCAAGCCAUACCAGUCACUGUCGUAUGCCUACCUACAACAUGGCGCAGUCGAGUACCAGGUGAAGAAGAAGGAAGGCGACGAGGAGCCCCAGUACAAGCCAGCUGCCAAAGCGGCCCUCAAGAAAGCUGUCAACUAUGCCGACCAGCAGAAGAAGAAGGCUGCCAAGGAGCAGGAGAUCGCCAUUCGCGAGAAGAAAGAGCAAGAAGACCGACAGCGAGUCUUUGAAGAGGCAAAGAAGAUCAAGAUUGAGGAAGACAAGAGUCUGCCCAAGGCAGUCAAGAUCCACCUUGGUGAGAAGCGACCUGAGGUGGUCAAGCUGGGCAGUGGGGAGCGGUCCAAGGGCGCCGACUACAGCAGUCCCAACCGAGGCACACGGGUACGGGUCAUGGGCAGAGUGCAUCGUGAGCGGAAGCAGAAGGAGGUGCUCUUCGUAACACUGCGAGACGGACACGGCUACAUGCAAUGCGUCGUCACCGGACAACUCGCAAAGACCUACGAUGCCCUCACCUUGACCCGCGAGACGAGCAUGAUGAUCACUGGUGAGAUGUGGGAAGUGCCCCCAGGUGCUCGUGCUCCUGACAACCGCGAACUCCAGGCCGACUACUUUGAGAUCAUCGGCAAGGCGCCAGGAGGCGAAGAUGCCAUCACCAACGUGGUCCAAGCCAAGGGUGACGCCCAAACUCUCCUCGACCGCCGCCACCUCGUCCUUCGUGGUGAGACCUCCGCCGCUGUCAUGUUCGUCCGCGACGCUGUUGAGCACGCCUUCAACGUCAAAUACCACGAACUCGGCUACGUCAAAGUCUCACCGCCAGCCCUCGUCCAGACCCAAGUCGAAGGCGGCAGCACCCUCUUCGAAUUCAACUACUACAACGAAAAAGCAUACCUAACCCAAUCCUCUCAACUCUACCUCGAAACCGCCAUCCCCUUCGCCGGCAACGUCUACUGCAUCGAAAAAUCCUUCCGCGCCGAGAAAUCCCUCACCCGCCGACAUCUGUCUGAAUAUACCCAUGUCGAAGCCGAGCUCGACUUCAUCACCUUCGACGACCUCCUCGACCAUCUCGAAGAAAUGAUCUGCGGUGUCCUCGAACUCGUCCUCUCCAACCCCCGCAUCGCAGCCUACCUCCAGGACCUCAACCCAGACUUCCAAAUGCCCGAACGUCCCUUCAAGCGCAUGCGCUACUCCGACGCAGUUCAAUGGCUCAUCGAACACGAAAUCCCCAACGAGGAGGGAGAACCCCACAAAUUCGGCGACGACAUUGCAGAAGCAGCCGAACGCCGCAUGACAGAUAUCAUCAACCGACCCAUCUUCCUCACCCACUUCCCCGCCGAGAUCAAAGCCUUCUACAUGCAAAAGGAUCCCGAAGACAAACGCGUGACAGAAUCCGUUGACUGCCUGAUGCCGGGGGUGGGCGAGAUUGUCGGUGGCAGUAUGAGGAUGUGGGAUUACGAUGAGCUCAUGGCGGCGUACAAGCACGAGGGAAUCUCACCGGAUGCGUACUACUGGUACACGGACCAGAGGAGGUAUGGAACGAGUCCUCAUGGUGGAUAUGGACUUGGUCUUGAGCGAUUCUUGGCGUGGCUGUGUAAGCAACAUACUGUCAGGGAUACGUGCUUGUACCCGCGGUACAUGGGACGUUGCAAGCCGUAG